Aureobasidium namibiae CBS 147.97 is the source of this 759-nucleotide messenger RNA. RefSeq lists its product as uncharacterized. The transcript has a single exon. The record is from RefSeq and is a predicted model, not a curated record. Lineage: Eukaryota; Fungi; Ascomycota; Dothideomycetes; Dothideales; Saccotheciaceae. Bases 1 to 759 code for a protein of 252 amino acids.
AUGCAGGUCUCGCAUCCGGAUCACUGGCCUUGUUCAGCCACUAUCUUCGAGCUCAUGGUCUCAAUUUGUUUGAUCAUCUUGAACGCUCUCAAUUAUGCCGCACGUGCCAUCGGUCCAUUCUUCUGGGGUGCUUUGGAAUGGACAGAAGAUGUGCUCGUAGCCGCAGGAAAUACUCUACUUGCAGCCAUCUUGGUCCUCCUUUUGUGGCUCUCCAUCAUCUACCUAUGCUGUUUCGCAAUCUACAUGUUCUGCAGACUGCUGCGUCGAUCUCAGAAACACCAACGUCGCGGCGAAUGUCAACCGCUACUUCCUCGACCUGAGCGACGGAGACGCUUACCCUCUUGGACAUCAUCAAACUCGAGCGGUGAGAGACGGCGACAGCACGAUCAUCAGGCACACAGAGACCUCUUCCGAGUCGAGAUAGACCGAAGACGCCAGGAUGCCUUCAGACGAGAACAACACAGGGCAGUCGAGACUCGCAGUCGCCAGUACCGCGAGCGUAGGCUUAGAGAGGCACUCCAGCAAUCCACAAGCACACCCCUCUAUGGACAGUCCCAGACCAUCAUCACUUGGUUGCAGACCUCUUCCGGCUCGACAACAAUCACCCAUUACCCUCAUUACGGCACUCUUCCGACGAGAAGCGCUCCGUCACGCCCCCAACGACGUGCCGAUCCACCACCGCCAUACUCACACAAUGUUAGCGGACAGCCACCACCAUAUUCUGUGCCUCGACACGAUUCACCGCCUGCUUACGACUAA